UCCAAGGGUGGAGAAUGCUGCGUCAUGUUGACGCUGGAAGAGAAGCUCUUACAUCUACCUAUAAAUAAGCUUGAAAACCCUUGCCCUUAUAAAAACCCUUGCUCCGUCUCUCUUCUCGAACUCCUUCUCCUCACUGCUUCAAAACGACGCAGUUCUACUGUCCACACCAACAAACCCUCUCUCCGUUAUGGCUUUGCCCAAUCAGCAAACUGUGGAUUACCCAAGUUUCAAACUCGUAAUCGUUGGUGACGGUGGCACAGGAAAGACAACGUUCGUGAAAAGGCAUCUCACCGGUGAAUUUGAAAAGAAAUACGAACCGACUAUUGGAGUGGAGGUUCACCCGUUGGAUUUUUUCACUAACUGUGGAAAGAUUCGCUUCUACUGUUGGGAUACUGCAGGGCAAGAGAAGUUUGGUGGUCUCAGGGAUGGAUAUUACAUUCAUGGGCAAUGUGCGAUUAUCAUGUUUGAUGUUACUGCCCGAUUAACAUACAAAAAUGUGCCUACUUGGCAUCGUGAUCUUUGCAGGGUAUGUGAAAACAUCCCAAUUGUUCUUUGCGGUAACAAGGUUGAUGUCAAGAACAGGCAAGUGAAGGCAAAACAGGUUACUUUCCACAGGAAGAAGAACUUACAGUACUAUGAGAUCUCAGCAAAGAGUAACUACAACUUUGAGAAGCCAUUUUUGUAUCUUGCUCGUAAACUUGCAGGUGAUCCUAACUUGCACUUCGUAGAAUCUCCUGCACUUGCUCCACCAGAAGUUCAAAUUGAUUUAGCUGCACAGCAACAGCAUGAAGCUGAGCUUGCUGCAGCUGCCAGUCAGCCCCUUCCUGAUGAUGACGAUGACGCUUUUGAGUAGAGAACAAACUAGUGUAGUGUGUUCAUGGAAUGUCAUCCUUAUUGUCGGUUUUCUAUGCUACUGAAGUGAUUUGGGGUUGUAUUACAUUUUUGGAUUUGAAUUCGAUAUCUGAAUUCAGUUAUUAUCCGAGAUCGGUUGCUUAAAUUUAAUGUCUUUUACUAUAUUGUGGGUGUUAGAAAGAUGUGGAUUGAUUGUUUCAGACAAUUUUGUCUUUUUAAUUAAUAUACGAGGCUGUAUGCGAUCCCAUUUGUUGUCA
Molecule: messenger RNA, 1109 nt
Organism: Vigna unguiculata (cowpea)
Lineage: Eukaryota; Viridiplantae; Streptophyta; Magnoliopsida; Fabales; Fabaceae
Product: GTP-binding nuclear protein Ran-3
Biological process (GO): ribosomal subunit export from nucleus; protein import into nucleus
Cellular component (GO): nucleus; cytoplasm
Molecular function (GO): GTPase activity; GTP binding
Source: RefSeq, a predicted model, not a curated record